AUGGAACUGAAAGAAGGAAACGACACCUUGGUGACUGAAUUUAUCCUAGUGGGGUUUCCAACUCUCCCUGAGCUACAGAUUGUCCUGUUCCUCGUGUUUCUGAUGUUGUAUGGUAUGAUUCUAACAGGGAACAUAGGUUUGAUGAUGUUAAUCAGGAUAGAUCCCCAUCUUCAAACCCCCAUGUAUUUUUUUCUUAGCAACCUGUCCUUUGUAGACCUUUGUUAUUCCUCUGUCAUUGUUCCCAAAAUGCUGGUCAAUUUCCUCUCAGAGAACAAAUCCAUUUCUUAUUAUGGCUGUGCCCUGCAGUUCUAUCUUUUCUGUACUUUCGCAGAUACAGAAUCUUUUAUCUUAGCCGCCAUGGCGUAUGAUCGUUAUGUCGCCAUCUGUAACCCUUUGCUAUAUACGGUUGUGAUGUCCCGGGGCAUCUGUGUGUGGCUGAUUGUCUUGUCGUACAUUGGUGGCAAUAUGAGCUCCUUGGUUCAUACAUCUUUUGCCUUUAUUCUGAAAUACUGUGACAACAAUGUGAUUAAUCAUUUCUUCUGUGACCUCCCUCCACUGCUUAAGCUCUCCUGCACAGACACCUCAGUCAACGAGUGGCUCCUCUCCACGUAUGGCAGCUCUGUGGAAAUCAUCUGUUUCAUCGUCAUCAUUAUCUCCUACUAUUUCAUUCUUCUCUCGGUUUUAAAGAUUCGCUCUUCCAGUGGAAGGAAGAAAACAUUCUCCACAUGCGCCUCUCACCUGACCUCAGUGGCCAUCUACCAGGGCACUCUUCUCUUUAUUUACUCACGGCCCAGCUCCCUGUAUUCUCCCAACACUGAUAAGAUCAUCUCAGUGUUCUACACCAUCAUUAUCCCAGUGCUGAAUCCCUUGAUUUACAGUUUGAGAAAUAAAGAUGUAAAAGAUGCAGCUAAGAAAGCUCUAAGGUCAAAGACAGAUUCCUCAUGA
Messenger RNA from Orycteropus afer afer, 945 nucleotides. Its product is annotated as olfactory receptor-like protein OLF1. Lineage: Eukaryota; Metazoa; Chordata; Mammalia; Tubulidentata; Orycteropodidae. Gene Ontology annotation, biological process: G protein-coupled receptor signaling pathway; sensory perception of smell. Bases 1 to 945 code for a protein of 314 amino acids. Gene Ontology annotation, cellular component: membrane. The transcript has a single exon. Gene Ontology annotation, molecular function: G protein-coupled receptor activity; odorant binding; olfactory receptor activity. The record is from RefSeq and is a predicted model, not a curated record.